AUGGUACAUUUGGGUGAUAAACCUCACGAAUGUCCAGAGUGUGGGAAGAGAUUUAGUCUUCUUCGAUAUAUGAAGAUUCACAUGUUAGUGCAUUCUGGUGAACAACCUUACGAGUGUCCAGAAUGUGGGAAGAGAUUCAGUAUUUAUGGAAAUAUGAAGCAGCACAGAAUUGUGCAUUCGGAUAAAACACCUUUCGAGUGCACUGAGUGUGGGAGAAAGUUCAGAGAGCGACGAGCUAUAAUAAGGCACAUGGUAUUGCAUUCUGGUGAUAAACCUCAUGAAUGUCCAGAGUGUGGCAAAAGAUUCAUUCAGCUUAGAACUAUGAAGUUUCAUUGGAUGCUGCAUACAGAUGACCAACCUCAUGAGUGUCCAGAAUGUGGCAAGAGAUUUAGAUAUUUUGGAAAUAUGAAGAGGCACAUGAAGAUACAUUCCAAUGAAAGGUUAAAUAUUUUGCAUGUGGGAGAAGAUUUUGAGAAUGUUGAAGUAUAA
This is a messenger RNA of Procambarus clarkii (red swamp crayfish), 489 nucleotides long. RefSeq names its product zinc finger protein 708. The record is from RefSeq and is a predicted model, not a curated record. NCBI's taxonomy places the organism in Eukaryota, Metazoa, Arthropoda, Malacostraca, Decapoda, Cambaridae.